AUGAAAAAUCAAACAAAAGCAAAAACAUCUAAGAAGUAAAUGAAUUAAUAAGUUUUAGUCCUCCAUAAAUAAUAUUAGAUCUAAUAGAGUAAGCCAAAUAAACCAGAUUAUAUUUAUUGAAAAGAAUUGGACCAACUAGUUUAAAGUAUUGUGAUGAAGAUGGAAAUAAAUUUAAAGUAGAAUUAUCAACUACUAUGAUUUGUUCUUGUAAUUAGAAUAAUUAACAUUGCAUUCAUACAAUACAUGCAUUAUUAAAAGUGUUUUAAGUAGAUGAAAAAUGUCCUAUUUUAUGGUAACAACAAUAUUCUCAAUAUGAUAUCACAAAUAUUUUAAAUGGAUAAUAUAAAACCAAAUCAUAAUAGACUAAAACAAGAUAAUAAAUAAGUGUAAUUAGAUAAUAAUAGCAAUAAGUAUAGUAAAAUAAUACUAAUUCUGAAGAUUAAUCAUAAAAUAGAUAAUAAGUAACAGAGGAUGACAUGUGUCCAAUAUGUUAAGAGAGUUUGGUAUGUAAUGAAGCUUUAGUGCAUUGUAAAAAAUAAUGUGGAAACAAUUUUCAUGCAAAAUGUAUGAAAGUAUGGGUGAUGUAAAAAUAAACAGCUGGUAAAAAGAUUAAUUGUCCAAUGUGUAGAGUUGAUUGGGGUGAUACUGCUUUAGUAGAAAUAAGAUAAGAAGAAAAGAUAUUUGAAAAUUUACAUAAAACACACAAUAAAAUAUGUAGUUAUUGUAAAAUAACACCUAUUAUUGGUACUAUAUAUACAUGUAUAUCAUGUCCUAAUUAUCAUUUAUGUGAUAAAUGUCAUAAUAAAAAGACUCAUUAAUAACAUAUAUUCAUGUUUAAACAUACAAGAUUAGAAAAAUAUGAAUUUGAAGUUAAUGUCACAGUUGAAUCAUUAAUAUAUUUAUUCCCUGAAAAUUUAAAUGCUGGUAAUCAUGAAACUGGAGGACUUAUGUUAGUAGGUACUGGAUUCUAAAAAUAAAGUAAAUGUUCCUUUUGUCAUAAAUAAAAAUAACUUAGAUUAUUGUAAUGUGGUCAUAUUGCAGAUGAAGGUUGUAUUAAUAAAAUGAAAGAACAUUGUUAUAUAUGUCCAAUUGAUAAUCAACCUCAAUUUAUUGGAUUAUUUAAUAAUCUUUCUUAAGAAGAAAAGACUUUGCAUCUAACUGAAACAAAAAAAUGGAUUAUUUAAAAAGAAGAUGAACAUAAUAAUUAAAAUCAUAAAUUACCACCUAUUGGUAAACAUUUUUCAGCUAGACCUAAAUAACUUAGUUAAAAACAUUUUGAUAGUUCUGAUAAUAAAUAAUAAAUGAAAAUCUAAUAAUUAAAAUAAUAAUAGUAUCCAAUUAAAAGAUAAUUAUCAGCAAAUAGAAAAUAAUUAGAUAAUCCUUUAUUUAUUAAAUCUGUUAGAUCUCAAAUGGAGAAUAUCAUAUGA
Molecule: messenger RNA, 1427 nt
Organism: Paramecium pentaurelia
Lineage: Eukaryota; Ciliophora; Oligohymenophorea; Peniculida; Parameciidae
Source: the annotation of a GenBank genome assembly